AUGUUUGCUGGAUUUACGCAUUUGGCGCUGCUCGCGCUUGCUUUACUCCAUUCUGUGGCGAUGGCUGCUCCUUCGAGAUCUUAUCUCAAGUCUCACAAUGACACCUUUGAUUAUAAUAGCGAGAAAGUUCGGGGUGUCAAUCUCGGAGGAUGGCUUGUACUGGAGUCCUGGAUCACGCCCUCAAUUUUCGAGGCGGCUGGUGACUCCGUGGUGGACGAAUAUACCCUCUGCCAGGUCCUGGGGAAGGAUGAGGCCAAGGCGCGACUCCAGAACCACUGGAACACCUUUAUCACCCAGGACGAUUUCCUCAGCAUCGCUCAGGCGGGAAUGAACCAUGUGCGGAUUCCAGUGGGUUACUGGGCCGUGGCUCCUCUGGCUGGGGAACCGUAUGUGGACGGUCAGCUCGAUGUCCUUGACAAUGCAAUCAUCUGGGCCAAAAAUGCGGGCCUUAAGGUCAUGAUCGAUCUACACGGAGCUCCCGGGUCACAGAACGGGUUUGACCACAGUGGACGCAGAGGGCCGACUCACUGGCAGCAGGGAAACACAGUCAAACAGACGCUAGAGGCAAUUAGAGGCCUAGCGGAACGUUAUGCCCCAAAAACAGAUGUUAUGGUGGCAAUUGAGGCCAUCAACGAGCCGGCGAUCUAUAAUGGGAUAAACCUGGACGAGCUGAAGCAGUACUAUUAUGACGUAUGGGGGACGGUCCGGGAUUAUAACCAUGAUACCACUGUAGUAUUGCACGACGGGUUCCUGCCUGUUGACUCCUGGAACGGAUUUAUGAACGUGGAGUCAGGCUGCUGGUACGUGAUGAUGGACACGCAUCACUACGAAAUGUUUGAUGACGCCCUGCGGAACCUGAGCAUUGACGACCACAUCAACAACGUCUGCCAGUUCAGCCGCGACCACCUACAGCAUGCCGAUAAGUGGACCGUCGUGGGCGAAUGGACUGGUGGCAUCAACGACUGCGCCAAGGUUCUCAAUGGCAGUGGCAGCGUCGCUGGUCUCUCAGACCUGGAAAAGCUCCACAUCCGACGCUUCAUCGAAGCCCAGCUAGAUGCAUACGAGAAGAGUACCGGCUGGCUCUUCUGGACUUGGAAGACUGAGGGCUCGUCAGCAUGCGACAUGCAAGAUCUUCUAGCCAACGGCAUCUUUCCUCAACCGUUGUCUGACAGGCAGUACCCCAGCCAAUGCCUUUGA
Aspergillus udagawae is the source of this 1197-nucleotide messenger RNA. RefSeq names its product glycoside hydrolase family 5 protein. Gene Ontology annotation, cellular component: extracellular region; cell surface. Bases 1 to 1197 code for a protein of 398 amino acids. Lineage: Eukaryota; Fungi; Ascomycota; Eurotiomycetes; Eurotiales; Aspergillaceae. The transcript is spliced from 3 exons. Gene Ontology annotation, molecular function: glucan exo-1,3-beta-glucosidase activity. The record is from RefSeq and is a predicted model, not a curated record. Gene Ontology annotation, biological process: glucan catabolic process.